Messenger RNA from Otolemur garnettii (small-eared galago), 2372 nucleotides. RefSeq names its product ATPase family AAA domain-containing protein 3. Gene Ontology annotation, biological process: mitochondrion organization. Bases 82 to 1986 code for a protein of 634 amino acids. The record is from RefSeq and is a predicted model, not a curated record. Lineage: Eukaryota; Metazoa; Chordata; Mammalia; Primates; Galagidae. Gene Ontology annotation, molecular function: ATP hydrolysis activity; zinc ion binding; ATP binding. Gene Ontology annotation, cellular component: mitochondrion. The transcript is spliced from 17 exons.
UGGAGGCUACUCUAAGCAGUGCCCGAGUCGCGUUAGAGUCGGGGUCUGGGUGUCUCCUGCGGCGCACAGCAUUUACGGGUUAUGUCGUGGCUUUUCGGCAUCAACAAGGGCCCCAAGGGCGAAGGCACGGGGCCGCUGCUGCCCUUGCCGCCCGCUCAGCCCGGGGCAGAGGGCGGCGGGGACCGCGCCGUGGGAGACCGACCGGCGCCCAAGGACAAAUGGAGCAACUUCGACCCGACUGGACUGGAGCGCGCGGCGAAGGCGGCGCGCGAGCUGGAGCAUUCGCGCCAUGCCAAGGAGGCACUGAGUCUUGCGCAGAUGCAGGAGCAGACACUGCAGCUGGAGCAGCAGUCCAAGCUCAAAGAGUAUGAGGCCGCUGUGGAACAGCUGAAGAAUGAGCAGAUCCGCGUACAGGCUGAGGAGAGGAGGAAGACCCUGAAUGAGGAGACCCGGCAGCACCAGGCUAGGGCCCAGUACCAGGACAAGCUGGCCCGGCAGCGAUAUGAGGACCAGCUUAAGCAGCAGCAACUUCUCAAUGAGGACAAUUUACGGAAGCAGGAGGAGUCUGUGCAGAAGCAGGAGGCCAUGCGGCGAGCCACUGUGGAACGGGAGAUGGAGCUUCGGCACAAGAAUGAGAUGCUACGCGUGGAGGCUGAGGCUAGAGCACGAGCCAAGGCUGAGCGGGAGAAUGCAGACAUUAUUCGAGAGCAGAUCCGCCUGAAGGCAGCUGAGCAACGCCAGACCAUUCUGGAGUCUAUCAGGACCGCUGGAACCCUGUUUGGAGAAGGAUUUCGUGCCUUUGUGACAGACUGGGAUAGAGUAAUGGCCACGGUAGCUGGGCUGACGUUGCUAGCUGUUGGGGUCUACUCUGCCAAGAAUGCCACGGCAGUCACUGGCCGGUACAUUGAGGCCCGGCUGGGGAAGCCGUCGCUGGUAAGGGAGACAUCUCGCUUCACGGUGCUGGAGGCGCUAAGGCACCCCAUCCAGGUCAGCCGACGGCUCCUUAGCAGGCCUCAGGAUGCACUGGAAGGUGUCGUCCUCAGCCCCAGCCUGGAGGCGCGAGUGCGUGACAUCGCGAUAGCAACAAGAAACACCAAGAGGAACAAGAGCCUGUAUAGGAACAUCUUGAUGUACGGGCCCCCUGGGACCGGCAAAACACUGUUUGCCAAGAAACUCGCUCUGCAUUCCGGCAUGGACUACGCCAUCAUGACGGGUGGGGAUGUGGCCCCCAUGGGGCGGGAUGGUGUGACCGCCAUGCAUAAGGUCUUCGACUGGGCUAGCACCAGCCGGCGAGGCCUCUUGCUCUUCGUGGAUGAAGCAGAUGCCUUCCUUAGGAGGAGAGCGACGGAGAAGAUAAGUGAGGACCUCAGGGCGACCCUGAAUGCAUUUCUGCACAGGACUGGCCAGCACAGCAGCAAGCUGGGCCUGUCCAAUCUGCAGCCUACUCCACAGGGAGGACCAUGGCCCACUGGUCAGCCUGUUGGUCAGCAAGUGGCUAUCUCCUCAGAUGCGUCCCUCUUACUGGCUGUGGCUGCGGCUGCCACCUGCAGUUCCUUUGGGUUCAUGCUGGUCCUGGCCAGCAACCAGCCCGAGCAGUUCGACUGGGCCGUCAACGACCGCAUUGAUGAGAUGGUCAGCUUCAGCUUGCCCGGGCAGGCAGAGCGGGAGCGGCUAGUGAGAAUGUAUUUUGACAAGUAUGUUCUCAAGCCGGCCACAGAAGGACAGCAGCGCUUGAAGCUGGCCCAAUUUGACUACGGGAGGAAGUGCUCCGAGAUUGCGCAGCUGACUGAGGGCAUGUCGGGUCGAGAGAUCGCCCAGCUCGCUGUGGCCUGGCAGGCCAUGGCCUAUGCCUCUGAGGAUGGGGUCCUUACCGAGGCCAUGAUGGAUGCCCGUGUGCAGGACGCACUGCAACAGCACCAGCAGAAGAUGCAGUGGCUGGAGAUUGCGGGACCCAGGCCAGGGGGUGGCCAGCGCCUGCCACCCUGAGCUGGCCAGCAGGACUGACAGCCGCCUGCCCUGCCAAAAGCUCCAGCCUCUUCUGCAGAAGAGGAUGGAGCCAGCACUCGGAGAAUGUUCUGAGCAGAUUGGGGCUCCCAGUGGCGGCUUCUCGCCGGACACACUUGCACACUUGGCAGAGGUGUCUCCACCCAGGCUUCUGGGGAGCGAGUAGGGCAUUCACCUCAGACCACCCCAGAACUGUGACCCACAGGAGGGGCCAGAGAACUGGGAAUGGGUGGGUCCCAGGGGAUUGGACUGAGGGAGAGGAGGCCCCACCCCACCAGCCUCUCCUGGCAGGGGUAUCUGAGGCCACCUGCAGCUGACCAGCAUGCCCGUGAUUGGAGCCAGGAUGGAAUAAAAUCUCUGACACAGUG